AUGCCCUUUCUCACAGUAGCAGUCGCCCAAUCCCGCACACACGAAUCCCUACCCGAAACCCUCCGCGCUCUCGAACGAACAACCGCCCUCGCCGCCCGCCGCGGCGUCCACCUCCUCCUCUUCCCAGAAGCCUAUCUAGGCGGAUACCCGCGGACAUGCACCUUCGGCUCCGCAGUGGGAAGUCGACACCCGCGCGGCCGGGACCAAUUCCUCGCCUACUUCAAGGCAGCCGUUGAUCUAGGCGAUACGCCCGCCGGAGCCGGCGAUGAGUGGAUUGGACGCAGGCUCGAGAUCGCGGAGGGGAAGAGGUUCCGGGGUGACGGGACGAGGGAAUUCCUUGAACGUGUUGCGAGGGAAACUGGCGUUUUCUUCGUUACGGGGUUGGUGGAGAGAGCGGGUGGUAGUUUGUAUUGUGCUGUUGUUUAUGUUGAUCCUGUUAGAGGUGUUUUGGGGAAGAGGAGGAAGGUUAUGCCGACGGCCGCCGAACGCAUGAUUUGGGCUCAGGGUUCGGCCUCAACCCUCCGCGCAGUCACAACAACCCUAAACGGUAUCCCACUAACCAUAGCAUCGGCAAUCUGCUGGGAAAACUACAUGCCCCUCCUACGACAGAGUCUCUACUCCCAGAAUGUGAAUAUCUAUCUCGCUCCCACAGCCGAUGCCCGCGAUACCUGGCUCUCGCUCAUGCGCACCGUCGGCAUAGAAGGCCGGUGCUUCGUGCUCUCGGCGAACCAGUGUGUGCGUCCCUCCGAGCUACCGGAGUGGAUUACCCGUGCAAGCCCAACUCGGAACUUAAAUUCAAACACACGCACAGCUCCAGAUCCGAAAACCACGCAGAAUCCAAGAAAACUUUCCAUCACUUCUGAGGGUCCGCAUGAGAUUGUCUGGCCGCAGACUCACGGUGAGGCACAGGGGGCGACACAGGGCCAGGGGAGUUCCUCGUCAAAUAAUAAGCAGUCUGUAGCUACUUCAGACUCGGAACUGGAAUAUGUUUGUCGUGGGGGAAGUUGUAUUGUCUCCCCGCUUGGAGAGGUUCUUGCCGGGCCGUUGUGGGAAGUUUGUACGGAUGACGUGCCGGAUAGUAGCGAUGCUGCCGUGACUGAUUCCACGCCUGGAACUUCAGCUACUGAGUCUCGGUCUGUUGUUGCGGCGGGUGAUGGGUUGGCUAUUGCGCGUAUUGAUUUGGAUGAUUGUGAGCGUGGACGACUUGAUCUUGAUGUUGCUGGGAGUUAUUCACGGAGUGAUGCGUUUAAAUUUGAGGUUGAGGGGUUGGAUUUGGUGCCGCCGCCUUUGUAG
Messenger RNA from Penicillium concentricum, 1293 nucleotides. Its product is annotated as nitrilase. Gene Ontology annotation, molecular function: catalytic activity. The record is from RefSeq and is a predicted model, not a curated record. Bases 1 to 1293 code for a protein of 430 amino acids. The transcript is spliced from 2 exons. Lineage: Eukaryota; Fungi; Ascomycota; Eurotiomycetes; Eurotiales; Aspergillaceae.